Chanos chanos (milkfish) is the source of this 1455-nucleotide messenger RNA. It is a transcript of the gene kcnf1b, whose product is annotated as potassium voltage-gated channel, subfamily F, member 1b. The record is from RefSeq and is a predicted model, not a curated record. Bases 1 to 1455 code for a protein of 484 amino acids. Gene Ontology annotation, cellular component: voltage-gated potassium channel complex; membrane. Gene Ontology annotation, molecular function: protein binding; voltage-gated potassium channel activity. Gene Ontology annotation, biological process: protein homooligomerization; action potential; potassium ion transmembrane transport. NCBI's taxonomy places the organism in Eukaryota, Metazoa, Chordata, Actinopteri, Gonorynchiformes, Chanidae. The transcript has a single exon.
AUGUGGACAUUACCUAGGACUCGGUAUGCGCACUGCAACGGCUCGCAGAGCAGUGCAGAGAGCGAGAUAGCUGUUAACAUAGGCGGCGUAAGGUUGGUUUUGUGCGAGGAUGUCUUGAAUCGGUAUCCGGAAAGUAGGCUUGCGGAACUUGUAAACUGCCCCACACGGAGUUUUGAUGUGAUUUCGUCGCUCUGCGAUGAUUACGACCCUGGAAAAAGAGAAUUUUACUUUGACAGGGACCCUGACUCUUUCAAAUGCAUUGUGGAGGUGUACUACUUUGGCGAGAUUCACAUGAAAAGGGGCAUAUGUCCUAUUUGUUUCAUAAAGGAGAUGGAAUUUUGGAAAAUUGACUUGAGCUGCUUAGACGAGUGCUGUAAAAGCAACUUGAAUGAGAAGGAGGAAGAGCUGGCAGAAAUUGCCGAUAAAGUUAAGCUGAUCCUGGACGAUUUGGACGUCGAUACAGGGGUAAGUCGAUCCGAACGCUACCAGAAGUUUUUGUGGAAACUGCUGGAAAAGCCAGAGUCCUCCUUCCCAGCGCGCGUGAUCGCCAUCGUAUCCUUUCUCUUCAUCCUCGUGUCCUCGGUAGUAAUGUGUUUGGGGACCAUACCAGACCUGCAGGUAGAAGACGCCGAUGGCAACCUCGUGGAGCACCCGACUUUGGACGCUAUCGAGACCGCCUGCAUUGGAUGGUUCACGGUGGAGUACAUUUUGCGUCUCGUGUCCUCCCCUAACAAAAUUCGCUUUGCACUCUCCUUCAUGAACAUUAUAGACUUUCUUGCCAUUAUGCCAUUUUACGUUGUGCUCACUCUGACAUAUCUCGGAACGGUUAUUAUGGAGCUGGCCAACGUGCAGCAAGCGGUGCAAGCGCUGCGUAUCAUGCGCAUAGCGCGCAUCUUCAAGCUGGCGCGCCACUCAUCCGGACUGCAGACGCUCACCUAUGCGCUGAAGCGAAGCUUUAAGGAGUUAGGUCUGCUUCUCAUGUACAUGGGGGUGGGUAUAUUUGUUUUCUCUGCGCUGGGCUACACCAUGGAGCAAAGCCACCCGGAAACGCUCUUCAGGAGCAUUCCGCAGUCUUUCUGGUGGGCCAUCAUCACCAUGACUACGGUAGGGUACGGAGACAUCUAUCCCAAAACCACACUUGGUCGAUGUAAUGCCGCAAUCAGCUUUCUCUGUGGUGUUAUUGCCAUUGCAUUACCCAUUCACCCUAUUAUCAACAACUUUGUAAUUUACUACAAUAAGCAGAAAGUUCUGGAGACUGCGGCCAAACACGAACUCGAGCUCAUGGAGUUGCAGUCUCUGGAGCUUGCAAUGCGCAGCGCCUCACGGAGAUCAGACGCGCCAAGGGGCGCACUGGAAAGUGCUAAGCGUAUCUCUCGCAGUGACACUCACAUUCCACUCCUCGCGGGACCAAAUAGGACUCCAAAGCUGUCAGUGAAGAAGAAAAGUUUCUCGUAA